Messenger RNA from Anthostomella pinea, 1947 nucleotides. Lineage: Eukaryota; Fungi; Ascomycota; Sordariomycetes; Xylariales; Xylariaceae. The record is from the annotation of a GenBank genome assembly.
AUGCGUUACACGUAUCGAUCGUCACUCAUUUCUUUACUGGCCGUUGGCCCCCUCGCAUGGGCCGCUCCUACGCCCGGUCUUCUUGGGACAAUCGCUGAUAGCAUCCUGAACCCCUUAACUGACGCCGUUAAAAGCGUGCUAGAGGGUGACGGUUUUGUUCAAGGCGUUCUGGGCGCUCUCGGCGGUGUACUUGGUGAAGAGGCCGAGUAUGACUACGUCGUCGUCGGUGGCGGCACCGCCGGUAACGCCAUCGGCUACCGACUGGCCGACGCUGGCUACACUGUCGCAAUCCUCGAGGCCGGACUCUACUACGAGAUCGCGAAGCCGGUCCUUGGCACGACGCCAGCCACCGAUAUCAUCGGCAUCGGGGCCAGCAUGCUUGACCAGAUACCGACAGUCGACUGGGGGUUCCACACGACACCACAGACGGGUGCCAACAACCGCGAGGUGCACUACGCCCGGGGAAAGUGCCUCGGAGGCUCGUCGGCCCUCAACUUCAUGAUCCACCACCGAGGCUCUACGGCCUCGUAUCAAAUGUGGGCUGACGAGGUCGGCGACGACAGCUACACCCUGGACAACCUGAUGCCGUACUUCCAGAAAUCCGUCACCUUCACACCACCGAAUGACGACAUCCGCCGCGCCAACGUGUCAACUCAGUAUGAUGCCUCGGCGUUCGGCAACACCGGCGGCCCAGUAGAUGUCGGCUAUACGAACUGGGUAUCCGCCUUUUCAACCUGGAUGGAGAAGGGCAUGGAGGCUAUCGGCAUGAAUCGCACCACAGGCUUCAGCUCGGGCGACCUGUUGGGUUUCCAUUACUUGCAGUCGACCAUGAGCAGUAGCGAUCAGACCCGCAGCAGCAGCGCCGAGUACAUCUACCGAGCCAACGAGACCGGAUCGGAUAAUUUGAAGGUUUACACCCAAACCCUGGUCGAGAAGAUACUCUUCGAUGAAUCCAAGAAGGCCACAGGCGUCCUGGUCAACUCGCUCGGCAUCGAAUACACGAUACAAGCCAAGAAAGAAGUCAUCUUGUCCGCUGGCGCGUUCCAGUCCCCCCAGCUCCUGAUGGUCUCGGGCAUCGGGCCAAGCGAGACCCUGCAGCAAUUUGAUAUCGACGUCAUCUCCGAGCUGAGCGGCGUAGGCCAGAACAUGUGGGACCACAUCAUGUUCGGCCCAGCGUACGAAGUCGAAGUCGACACGCUGGACCGCGUGCUUCACGACCCCGCCGACCUGGCCGACGCACUUGCUUCGUACGUGCUCAACCAGACAGGGCCGCUGACCUCGCCCGUCGUCGACUUCCUUGGGUGGGAGAAGCUGCCGCGGAAGUACCGCGACACGUGGUCAGCCGAGACCAUCAAGGCCAUGGCGCAGUUCCCCGAUGACUGGCCUGAGGUUGAGCACCUUAGUGUGAACGCUUACACUGGUAACUUCAGGUUCCCGGCCCUCCAGCAGCCGCUCAACGGCAACCAGUACGCGACGAUCAUGGGCGCCAUGGUGGCCCCGAUCUCGCGAGGCAACGUGACCAUCACGAGCGCCACGACCGCCGUGCUGCCCGAGGUCAAUCCCAACUGGCUGUCGGCCAAGGCCGACCAGGAGGUCGCCGUCAGCUGGUGGCGGCGCAUGCGAGAGGUCUGGAACACGGACGUGGUUCAGGAGAUCGUCAUCGGCGAGGAGUACUGGCCCGACCUCGGCGUCGAGACCGACGAGCAGAUCCUCGAAGUCAUCCGGGACUCGCUCAUGACGGUGUGGCACGCGGCGGGGACUUGCAAGAUGGGCAAGGAGGGCGAAGCCGAUGCCGUCAUCGACAGCGAGGCCAGAGUUUUCGGCGUCAGCGGCCUCCGCGUCGUCGAUGCGAGCAGCUUCCCUCUACUGCCUCCUGGCCACCCGCAGAGCACCGUCUACGCGCUGGCGGAGAAGAUCGCCGCCGAUAUAAUCAAGGGCGCUGCCUAG